Molecule: messenger RNA, 864 nt
Organism: Rotaria socialis
Lineage: Eukaryota; Metazoa; Rotifera; Eurotatoria; Philodinida; Philodinidae
Source: the annotation of a GenBank genome assembly
AUGAAUUAUUCAAUCGAUCCAAAUGAAAUUCGCUUAAGAAAAUUUGAACAUCUUAUUCAUAAAUACAAUAUUAAUGCUGACUAUGCAUUUCGUCUUCGAGCACUCGAAGGUUUUGAAAUUGUUAUGAUAAUUGAUGACAGUACAUCAAUGCGUACACCGACUAUCGAUAAAAAUCGACAAGAUUUAUCCGCAUUCGGUCAAUUACCAACACGUUGGGAUGAACUUAAACAUGUUGUGUCUAUUGUUGUCGAUUUAGCUUCAGCGUUAGAUCCUGAUGGUAUCGACAUUUUUUUUCUUAAUCGACGACCUUUGUUACAUGUUUUCGAUUCAGCGCAACUUGAUGAAACUUUUUCUCAAUUACCCGAUGGUCCAACACCAAUCACACGUUUACUUAGUUAUGUUCUAAAUUUAAAACGUUCACAUGCAAAUGAUCGUAAAUUAUUAAUAUUAAUUGCAACGGAUGGUGUACCGACAGAUGAAAACGGAAAAAAUGAUCUUGAUGGUUUAGAAAAAGUCUUACGUUAUGAAAGAUAUCCAUCCAUUGAUCGAAUCUUUGUUACAUUUAUUGCAUGUACCGACGAUCUUGAAUCAGUCGCCUAUUUAAAUCAUUUUGAUAAAAAAAUUCCUUACGUUGAUGUGCUCGAUGAUUAUCAAAGUGAACGAGCAGAAAUAUUAGCUGUACAAGGAAAAAGAUUUUCAUUUAGUUAUGGUGAUUAUGUUGUUAAACUAUUAUUGGGUUCAGUUGAUUCUUGGUUUGAUUAUUUAGAUGAAAAGAAAGUCGACAGGAUGUCUUCCAUGAAACAUCAACGGCGAGGAGCACAAUCAAAUUCUUCAACACAAAAUAAAAAUUGUACAAUAUCGUAA